AUGGACUUCUCCCACUUCUUCUCCGCCUCUUCCUCAGGGAAGAAGAAGAAGUCGACCGCCAGCAAACGGCAGCAUGUGGACAGCGCAAACACGCCCAGGUACCUCGGCGUGCGGCGGCGGCAGUGGGGACGGUACGCGGCGGAGAUCCGUGACCCGGCGACCAAGGAGCGGCACUGGCUCGGCACGUUCGACACGGCGGAGGAGGCCGCCAUCGCCUACGACCGCGCCGCCCGCACCAUCCGCGGCGCCCAAGCCCGGACCAACUUUGCGUACCCGGACCUCCCACCGGGCUCCUCCCUCACCCCAUACCUCUCCCCCGACCUAUCCGCCGACCAGCUCCAGCACCUUUACGCCAACCCUCUCCCCGCAGUGCAAACGCCGGCUCAGGCAGCUGAUCAUGGCAUUGCUGGAAACGAGUCGUACCACAGGGCAGCCAUGCCCUACGGCGACGAUUCAAAUACAGGCGGCGGCGGCGGCAAUGCUGGCUUGGACAUGUUCGGCGGGAACGUCGGCGGCGAUGGGUCAUGGUGCCACGCGUCGGAGCUGGAGUUCGAUGCGUACGACGCGAGCGCGUCCCACUCCCACGGGGUGUACUUUGACGAUGGCUACGUGCACAGCCCGAUGUUCUCGCCGAUGCCAGCAGCCGACGAGGUCGACGGCUUCCAGCUCGGCGGGUCGUCGUCAUCAUAUUACUAA
Lolium rigidum is the source of this 696-nucleotide messenger RNA. Its product is annotated as ethylene-responsive transcription factor LEP-like. The transcript has a single exon. The record is from RefSeq and is a predicted model, not a curated record. NCBI's taxonomy places the organism in Eukaryota, Viridiplantae, Streptophyta, Magnoliopsida, Poales, Poaceae. Gene Ontology annotation, molecular function: DNA-binding transcription factor activity; DNA binding. Gene Ontology annotation, biological process: regulation of DNA-templated transcription. Bases 1 to 696 code for a protein of 231 amino acids.